CUGUCAGACGUUUUCUCUACUGCCAUCGGGCAUUACGUUAACCGCAUAGUGCACGCUGAAAAUUGUAAUUUUUAACUAUAAUUAUACAACAAAUUUCUGGCUAAUCUUUAAUUUCUGUAGAGCCAACGAUUAAACGAUAUAGAAAGGUAUUUUAACGAAAUUGCAAAUCAAAUAUGCAGCCCGUAAAAGCGAUUUUCUCGAACGUGGCACGGCGUGCUUUCUCGACAUCGCCGAAAAGCCUUGCCGCGAAACAGCUAACCGUGCGUGAAGCCUUAAAUACUGCCCUGGACGAGGAAAUGGCACGCGAUGAUCGCGUAUUCCUGAUUGGAGAAGAGGUGGCUCAAUACGAUGGCGCCUACAAGGUAUCUCGCGGACUUUGGAAAAAAUAUGGCGAUCAACGCGUUGUGGAUACUCCCAUUACUGAGAUGGGUUUUGCAGGUAUAGCUGUUGGCGCUGCGAUGGCCGGCUUACGACCAAUUUGCGAGUUUAUGACUUUUAAUUUCUCAAUGCAGGCCAUUGAUCAAGUCAUCAACUCUGCAGCAAAGACUUUCUAUAUGUCCGCUGGUAUGGUUAACGUGCCGAUAGUUUUUCGUGGACCUAACGGCGCUGCUGCUGGUGUAGCAGCUCAGCAUUCCCAAUGUUUUGCUGCCUGGUAUGCGCACUGUCCUGGUCUUAAAGUAAUAUCCCCUUACGACAGUGAGGAUGCCCGUGGUCUGCUUAAGGCUUCCAUUCGCGACCCCGAUCCAGUGGUUUGCCUUGAAAAUGAAAUGUUGUAUGGCGUUGCAUUCCCUGUGGACGACAAAGUGCUGGACAAAGACUUUGUGGUGCCGAUUGGUAAAGCAAAAAUUAUGAAGCCCGGUAAUCACAUAACUUUAGUGGCACAUUCAAAAGCAGUUGAAAUAGCAUUGUUAGCUGCUGCUGAGCUGGCUAAAAAGGGUAUUGAAGCUGAGGUUAUCAAUUUGCGUUCGAUUCGUCCACUUGAUAUGGACACUAUUUGCAAGUCAGUUAAAAAGACACAUCACCUUGUGACUGUCGAACAGGGCUGGCCACAACAUGGUGUUGGUGCCGAAAUUUGCGCCCGUAUUAUGGAAGAUGAAACCUUCUUCCACUUGGAUGCACCCGUGUGGCGUGUAUGCGGCGUUGACGUUCCCAUGCCCUACGCCAAGACUCUCGAAGCGAAUGCACUACCACAGCCUCAGAACGUCGUCGAAGCUGUAACCAAAAUCAUUGGACCCAAAAAAUAGAAACAUUUAUUUACCAUCUAUAUCAAAUAUUAGAACAAUUUGAAUUGUUGAUUGAUCAUUCUCAAACAAUUUCACUCACACACUUAGUUGUUUACAAUCGAAAGGCGCGUAAAGCACGUUAAUAUGUUGCAGAAAUCACGCAGAUUAGUAUAAAAUGAAAAUAUUAUGUAUGAAAAUCAUUAUGAAAGAGGCGAUGGUUCAUUUUAUUUUGAUAUACUCAUCUUAUCAUUCAAUAAACGUGUAACAACGUCUGCAAAAUAAUGGAAAAUCGUGUGCAAACUUUCAUAUGUACAUAAAUAAAAGUUCGUAAAAUAAUAAAACUGGUGAUAUGUUUUAAGAUUCAAAACUCGUUCAUAUUAACGGAUCAUAAUUACGUAUCUCGCAACAUUUUUCAGUUGCGCUACAAACCUAUGGCUGUCCAGUGUUACGUGUUUUCAUGUGAACGUAAAUUAUAAUUAAUAAUUUGAAAAUAUUUAGAUGAAAGGUAAAAGUGUAGUAAGUUAUAUGUAAAUAUUCAAUCACCGGAACUCGUAAAAUGGUUGUAAUAAAGUACAGGUCGAACGAAAAUAAAUAAACAUGUCUAUAUGCAAAUGCUG
Messenger RNA from Ceratitis capitata (Mediterranean fruit fly), 1840 nucleotides. RefSeq names its product pyruvate dehydrogenase E1 component subunit beta, mitochondrial (gene Pdhb). Gene Ontology annotation, molecular function: pyruvate dehydrogenase (acetyl-transferring) activity. Gene Ontology annotation, biological process: pyruvate decarboxylation to acetyl-CoA. The transcript has 5 exons. The record is from RefSeq and is a predicted model, not a curated record. The coding region runs from base 174 to 1244 and encodes 356 amino acids. NCBI's taxonomy places the organism in Eukaryota, Metazoa, Arthropoda, Insecta, Diptera, Tephritidae.